This is a messenger RNA of Anolis sagrei ordinatus, 2381 nucleotides long. RefSeq names its product keratin, type II cytoskeletal cochleal-like. The record is from RefSeq and is a predicted model, not a curated record. Lineage: Eukaryota; Metazoa; Chordata; Lepidosauria; Squamata; Anolidae. Gene Ontology annotation, molecular function: structural constituent of skin epidermis. Gene Ontology annotation, cellular component: keratin filament. Gene Ontology annotation, biological process: keratinization; intermediate filament organization.
CCUUUCCAACCUGCUCCCGUACUAACGGGCUGAAGCCACAUCAGCUUUCAUUCCUCUAUCCACCAGCCAUCAUGUCCUGCCGAUCUUAUCAUGUUAGUUCUAGGGGCGGUGGUGCGGUCAGGAAUUACAGUUCAUCCUCAGCUGUCUUCCCAAGGAAUGUAAAACGCUACAGUGCCGUCAGCACCAUCUCAUACAAAGGGGGCAGUGGCAUUGGUGCUAAAGGGUUAGGCUUUGGGAGCAAGAGUCUUUGUGGCGUUGCAUCUUGUCGGCCCAGAAUUGCACUUGGUACCUACCAGCCUGUGAAAUACGGAUACAAUUUGGGGGGCCCCGGUCUUGGAUAUGGCUAUGGUAUGUCCAGCUUUGGCUAUCGGGUUGGUGGAGUAAGUGGACCUUGUCCAGCUGGUAUUGCACCGGUCACAGUCAACCCACACCUUCUCCAGCCUCUGCACUUAGACAUCGACCCCAGUGUCCAAAUGGUGAAGCAACAAGAGAAAGAGCAGCUGAAGACCCUCAACAAUAAAUUUGCAUCAUUCAUCGACAAGGUUCGGUUCUUGGAACAGCAAAACAAGGUUCUAGAGACAAAAUGGAGUUUACUGCAAGAGCAGAAGCGAGUCAAGAGCAACAUAGAACCCCUGUUUGAUGGUUUGAUCCAUAAGCUAAAGAAACAGCUUGAAGCUCUGGGAUGUGAUCGAAAUAAGCUUGAGUCAGACCUGACUAGUUCAAGGGACAUAUUGGAAGAUUACAGGAAAAAGUAUGAAGACGAAUGUAAUCGGCGGACAAGUGCUGAGAAUGAAUUUGUAACUCUUAAAAAGGAUGUUGACUGUGUAUAUAUGCAUAAGGCGGAUCUGGAAGGCAAGGUGGAAAGCUUAGUGGAAGAGGUCAACUUUCUGAGGUGUUUGCAUGACAUGGAACUACAGGAGUUGCACUCCUGCAUCUCAGAUACUUCAGUUAUUGUGCAGAUGGAUAACAGUCGAGAACUGGAUUUGGAUGGCAUCAUUGCUGAGGUCAAAGCCCAAUAUGAGGACAUUGCGAACAAGAGCCGCUAUGAGGCAGAGUCAUGGUAUCAAUGCAAGUACGAAGAGAUGAGGGCAACAGCUGGCAAACAUAAUGACCACCUACGUGACACCAAGAAUGAGAUCAUGGAGUUGAACCGUGUGAUUCAAAGACUGAAGGCCGAAAUUGACACUGCCAAAGGCCAGCGUAGCAAGCUGGAGGCUGCCAUUGCAGAAGCUGAGGAGCGAGGAGAGAUGGCUCUCAAAGAUGCCAAGUGCAAGCUGACUGAGCUGGAAGAUGCCCUCAUAAAAGCCAAGGCAGACAUGGCCCGCCAGCUGAGGGAGUACCAGGAACUGAUGAAUGUCAAGCUGGCCUUGGACAUUGAGAUUGCCACUUAUAGGAAGAUGCUGGAAGGAGAGGAAAACAGAUUGUAUGCGGAUUCCUGUCCAGUGAAUAUAUCUGUCUGUCGAACCCAGGGUGGAUUGGUGUGUGAUCCUGAUCCUAGCAUUGGAGGAGGAUAUGCUUCAAGCAGCAGAAACUUUGUCAGAAGUGGAGGCAUUGUGAGCAGUGGAGGAGGGGGAAUGUGCAGCCCUGGCCUUGGGCGAAACCUCUCAGCAGCCAGUUGCAUUGAUCUGGGGGGCCCUGGGCUGCCCACCGGUGGAUACAGCACUGGGAGUGCUAAAAGCUCUAACGUCAAGUUUGUGUCGACUUCCACAUCCUUUAGAACAAAAUAUUAAAAAUGAAAUACCGUAAAGGCAGCUCAUUCUGAAAGAGAAACUUUGUGCUUCAGUGGGGAUAGCUGCAGCCUUCCAAAAAGUGCAGGGGGGAGGGCUAUUUGCCUAUUUCUUUCUGUUGCCAGUCAUAAACAGCUGGCUACAAAAAUGAGUAGACUUUGUCCAAUUACUGUAGUGCACAUGUAUUUGUUUGCCAAUGCUUUUUGCCAGGGCUUCUCUUUCUGCUAAACCCAAUGGAGACUGGAAGCCUGAACCCUGGCAAGGGAAUAUAAGGAGUGGGGCAUCAGAGAAUUAUUUUGGUUUCUCCUGAGCUGUUCGCAAAGAAGCAUUCUUUCAAGUCCCUAGGUUUCCCCCAAAAUAAGGAACCCUGCUGCUGUUUGUUAUAAGGCAGGCUGUGGCUCAAUGUGGACUGCUUGGCCCAUUGAGUCUCAAAUUGCAAGUAAUAUCCUGAAAUCAUUGUGCAUAUAUUAUGGAGUGAAUAUACAUGUGGAAAUCUAUCUUUCCCCCAGUAUAUGCACUAUUUAGUCAGUUAGCACCACUGCUUAGCAAUUGCACUUCUUCCUCACUUUUUGAGUAGAAAUGGGGCUCUCUCAUGGAUGAAGUCCUACCGCUAUCUCUGUGGUUUGUAUUUCUCUUUGGUUUAAGUUCUAUAUU